UGAAAUGAUUGAUUCUGCAAGUAAAACUUGUGAAUUCUGAAAUUGAAAUAGACCAAUUCCUCAAAAAUGUUGGUGAAUUUCUCGGCAGUUUCAGAUGAAAAAUGAAACAAAUACGACGGAUGUAUUGUAAAUGUCAUUUAUUCAGUCAUUACUAUCAAUCUAGCGAGUAAAACAACAAAAAGCAACUUCAAAAGCUCCGUGUCAAGAAAUAGAGCUGCCAAAACCAUAUGAACAUAGAUGGAACUAUAGAACUCUGGCUAAUAAGAUAUACAACUGACAAACAAGACCAAUUUUGAUACCAAGAACUUUCACAAAAUGACAACUCGAAGUGGGAAUAUCUUUCUGUACCACCCAGUACAACAUUCUACCAAUGACCUAACCUCCACUGAUGGUACCAUGCCUUCAUCUAACAAGAGAAGAUUGAACAUACAAGCAGAACUUUUAACCAAAAAGGAGGGCAAAAUGUACAUCCAUGAAAUUGCAAAGAUUGAAGAUGGUGCUUUUGCUAACAAGAUGAAACUUCAAGAGGGUGACGCUUUGUGUGAAUUCAUGGGAGUGCCACUGAAGUUUUUCAGUCAUGAGAAUUUGAUGAAUACACUGAAAAACUUCAACCAAACGCAACUAGAUAUUCUCGUUUACAGAAAAACCAUCAACAGAGAAGAUCCAGUGUUUGAAAUUAACGAGAAGUAUAUACAACUUAAGAUUACAAUUCAAGCUACAGCUAGUGGCGAUGUUGAAGUGGAAAAAGUAGAAGAGGUGAAUAGGACUAACCAAAUGAUUAUCACUUUUGAUUACAUAGAUGGGAUUGAGUUCAAUGGCCCAAUCCAGAUUGAGCUGAAGCACAUCAAAACUGGAAAGUUUAUGAAGAUUGAUGGGGACAAUGUCUGGCUGGCUCCAAAUCGUAAAAAAGAUGAAGCGUCUUUCCAAUUCAUGUGUUUGACAUUCAGCGGUAUGGAUGAGCCUGAUGGUGAGGUCAUGAGAAUUAUGAUGCUUUAUCAAAAGGAGAUUUUCCUGCGACUUCAGGAAAACUACAAAGAAAUCCCAACUCCAUCUGUUACAUUAAUUGAGAGCAAACCACCCCCUAAAGAUGCCCAUCGUGUGGACGAAGAUCCGCGGCUUUUCAUUGUUAAAUCAAUAGAGGGUGAUGCUGGAAGAGUGCGAUUGGCCUCUUUUAUGAAUAAAGAUCUCUACCUGUCGUGUGAUCCAAAUUGCAUUGAACAAGACCAAAGCAAAGUGUGUUUCAGGAGACUUUCUAAUACAAUGGAAGAUGAAUUCACAGUAUUUCAGCUAUUCGAUCUUGAUAUCAGAAAUGAGAUUAAUUAAAUUGGUUAACUGGACAUAAUAUAACCCAUAAAUGACAUGUCCUAUGAUAUCAAAAUGAACACAUUAGACAUCAUAACAUGACAAAGGCCACCAGUAGCAAUGACAAACAUUAUAGCAAUUUGUCAUCAACAUCAAUGCAAACACCGGACCCGUAGCCAGGGGGGUUCAGGGUUAAAAAUUCUUUCAAAAUCAUGCA
Owenia fusiformis is the source of this 1519-nucleotide messenger RNA. The record is from the annotation of a GenBank genome assembly. NCBI's taxonomy places the organism in Eukaryota, Metazoa, Annelida, Polychaeta, Sabellida, Oweniidae.